AUGGAGUUAUAUUUGUCAAGUAGUCGCUUUACUCUGUUCCUGGUGUUUCUUGUGAGUGUCCCGGUCCACUGCCCCGCGGAGGAGCACACAGCCCGCUUUGUGAGGAGGCUGACCCGGCCUGAGCGCUCCUCUGUACCGCACACACAGCCCCAUGCCCCCAGGUCCCAGUCCAUGGAAGUUCCCCCUCUGCCUUACCUCCACCUGCCUGUGUCCCUGGACUCCGUGAAGCCGCUGCUGGACCCGGAGCACUUCCAUCCCUCCGCGGGCACCGGACUGGAGCCGCUGCCUGACCCGGUCCAGGAGCUCCUCAGACCGGCUAACCCCCACCCCACGGAGCCACAGCCCGAGGCCUCCGUGCGGAUCGACUGCAAACACAACCGCAUGUUCGUGGAGGUGGACCGAGGCGUGCUGGGGAGCGGAGACCGGGAGAGUGCACUGAGGCUGGGCUCAUGCACCGCCACCAAAGCCACGGAUGAAUACGUCUAUUUUGAGUCUAAACUGAACAAGUGCGGCACCAAACAAACAAGGGAGCAGGACCAGGUGGUUUUCUCCAACGCACUUCACUAUGAACCAGAGACGGGCCCCCGACCCAUCAGACGCACAGCCCCCUUCACCCUGCACCUGUCCUGCCGCUUCAACAGAUUCCAGUACUCGUACAAAGUCGGCUACAGGCCCAAACUGAGUGUCCAAAACCUGUUCAAACGUAUCAGGAACAGGGAGAAACUCACCCUUUCUCCAAGAAACGCCCUGUGGGAGCCCCUCUCCUCCUCCGAUGCUUUCGCUUUAGGGAGGCCUAUGUUUUUCGAGGCCCAGGCAGAGUUCCUCUCUCCUGGGCGGAGGCUGUACAUUCAUUCCUGCUUCGCCACUCCAAACCCAUCGCCCUCCUCUACUCCGCGUUUCACCAUCAUCAACAACUACGGCUGCAUGGUGGAGAGCAAAGAUGGCCGCUCGUCCUUCAUCACUCACAGAAACGACGCUGUCCGCUUUUCCGUGGACGCGUUUAUUUUCCACGGAUUCAGAGGAAAACAGAUGUACAUGCACUGCUCCUUGUCACUGGGCCCCGACACUCCCACAGUCACAGACAAGUCCUGCAACUACCACCCUCAAACCAGGAGGUGGGUGGAGCUUCAUGGGGCGGACGACGUUUGUUCCUGCUGUGAGUCGCACUGUGGCUCUUCUGCUUCGAGAGAGACUGUGAUCAGCAGCAAAGCCUGGAACAUUAACAUCAAACCUGCAGGAAAGAAAACCAGGCACGAGAUGUCAAAUAGAUCCACCAAAAGGAAAUCUAACCCCUCUGAGGUCUGGACCGCCGCACCUCCAGAAGAGAGGGGGGAGACGGGAGAGGCCCAGCCCAUCUCCGAGGACGUGCGCUGGGCUGUGACGGACGAGGAGCCGCUGGACGUGGUGGGCUCUGCGGAGGUGGAGGAGCUGGAGGAGCUGGAGGAGCUGGAGGAGGAGGGAACACACAGGAUUUUUGAAGAAAUCUUUGACCUGUCCCUGUACAACCUCCCACACAGUGAAAUAAAGAGAUGAAAU
Messenger RNA from Periophthalmus magnuspinnatus, 1536 nucleotides. Its product is annotated as zona pellucida sperm-binding protein 3. NCBI's taxonomy places the organism in Eukaryota, Metazoa, Chordata, Actinopteri, Gobiiformes, Gobiidae. Bases 1 to 1533 code for a protein of 510 amino acids. The record is from RefSeq and is a predicted model, not a curated record. Gene Ontology annotation, molecular function: acrosin binding. Gene Ontology annotation, biological process: positive regulation of acrosome reaction; egg coat formation; binding of sperm to zona pellucida. Gene Ontology annotation, cellular component: extracellular matrix. The transcript has 9 exons.